UUAUAUUGCUGAAUGUCUGAUUGGCAGUAGCAGUUUGCAUUUUCACACAUAACUCUCCAUAUCUAUUCCAUCAUCACACGUCUUCUGUGAUUCAGAGAAACAAACUUUCAAGCUUUGUCAGAUUCUUCUUCUUCUUCUUCUUCUUUCUCCAUACCGCACCAGCUUCUCCAUAUAUCUCUCAAAUAAAAAAGAAACCUAUAAAUUCCAAACAAAAGAAGAAGAUAAUGGAUAACUCCGACAUGCUAAUGAACAUGAUGAUGCAGCAAAUGGAGAAGCUUCCUGAUCAGUUCUCUAACACAAACCCUAACCCUAAUUCCCAUAACAUCAUGAUGCUCUCCGAAUCCAGCACUCACCCGUUCUUCUUCAACCCCAACCAUACUCAUCUCCCACUACUUGACCCAAACCUCACUCACCACCACCACCAAUCCGGUUUAAGUUUCCGGUAUGCCCCUUCCACUUCAUCAUCUCUCCCGGACAAAAGAGGAGGAGGAGGCGAUAACGCUAACAUGGCGGCGAUGCGAGAGAUGAUCUUUCGAAUAGCCGUGAUGCAACCGAUACAUAUUGAUCCGGAAUCUGUGAAGCCACCGAAGAGGAAGAACGUGAGGAUCUCUAAAGAUCCACAGAGCGUGGCGGCUCGACAUCGGAGGGAGAGAAUAAGCGAACGCAUUCGGAUUCUUCAACGGCUUGUUCCCGGCGGGACCAAGAUGGAUACUGCUUCGAUGCUCGAUGAGGCUAUCCAUUACGUUAAGUUUCUCAAGAAGCAAGUGCAGUCGCUAGAGGAGCAUGCGGUGGUUAACGGUGGAGGAAUGGCUUCAGCACAGCCUGGUGUUGGUGGAGGAUAUGGUGGAAAAGGAGGGUGUGGGACCAUGCGGUCUGAUCAUCACCAGAUGCUUGGAAAUGCACAGAUUCUUAGAUGAUCAUUUUUAAAAUGUAUUUCAUAUUUAUUACUAAUUUGAAUGAAGAAGAUCAAAAAAAAGUCUUGGGAUGUGUGGAAUUUAAUUUUAUGAAACUAUGCAAGUAUUCUCUUAAAUAACGUAUUUAAUUUUCCCGAUGUCGAUCAUAUUAGGACGGUUAUACAAGGCAGACCUGGGCUGUAA
This is a messenger RNA of Raphanus sativus (radish), 1097 nucleotides long. Its product is annotated as transcription factor HEC2. Lineage: Eukaryota; Viridiplantae; Streptophyta; Magnoliopsida; Brassicales; Brassicaceae. Gene Ontology annotation, molecular function: protein dimerization activity; DNA-binding transcription factor activity. The coding region runs from base 225 to 917 and encodes 230 amino acids. Gene Ontology annotation, biological process: regulation of DNA-templated transcription. The transcript has a single exon. The record is from RefSeq and is a predicted model, not a curated record.